AUGUUGCAAGUAUUUGUUCUUCCGCUUCUGGCGAUAUGUCAACUCGGCGCUGCAUCGCCCUGCAAGCCUGUUUCUUCCACUUUCACCACAAUCUCGGUUGAAAUCACCGCUCUACCUACCCUUGCUUCAUCCACUGAUGUUUCGUCCACCAGUCCUCCUUUGACCGAAACAUUUAGUACUUCCAUCUCGGAGUCAAUGUCUGUAUCGGAGACUGAUGCUUUAUCCACUGGUGCUUCGUUGACUGAAACAUCUACUACUUCUAUGUCGGAGCCAACCUUUGUAUCAGAGACCGAAACAGCUCUUUCCGAGACAAUUCCUACAUUUGCACCUGAAACAGAGAUCUCAACGACUUUGGUCAAGACUUCCAGCGCUGAACCUACAACAACCACGACGUCUGUCAUAGAGCCGACAAACGUUCUUGCCAACCCCGGAUUUGAAUCAGCCUCGGUUUCUCCUUGGCACCGGAUCGGCCAGUUCGGAGAGGUUACCCUUACCGACGAAGAGACCCAUUCAGGCGCUUACUCGGGCCACUACUCUGCCGAUCUCAACGGCCCAGUAGUCUUGGGCGUCGAUCAUCCUAUUGAUCGUGAUUUGAUCACAGUUAACCAAGAGUACACAUACUCAAUCUGGAUCAAGACAACCGUGGCCAACAAUUGCAAUACGCGACAUAUUACCUGCGGAUCAGGUGGUGGGCACUUCAAGCGCGAGGAAUGGGCAGGCCCCUAUGGUGUGUGGACGCAGUUCACGAUGUCCUGUACUUGGAGUCAAGACUUCCUUGAUUUGGGACCAAGUAUUCAGAUUCGUGGAGAAUGUCAGAGUCUGGAGUUUGAUGUUGAUGAUGCUAUCGUUAUCGAAGCGAACUGA
Messenger RNA from Fusarium coffeatum, 864 nucleotides. RefSeq lists its product as uncharacterized. The coding region runs from base 1 to 864 and encodes 287 amino acids. NCBI's taxonomy places the organism in Eukaryota, Fungi, Ascomycota, Sordariomycetes, Hypocreales, Nectriaceae. The transcript has a single exon. The record is from RefSeq and is a predicted model, not a curated record.